Messenger RNA from Larimichthys crocea (large yellow croaker), 4008 nucleotides. It is a transcript of the gene pdzrn4, whose product is annotated as PDZ domain containing ring finger 4. Gene Ontology annotation, molecular function: protein binding. The transcript is spliced from 9 exons. Bases 428 to 2890 code for a protein of 820 amino acids. The record is from RefSeq and is a predicted model, not a curated record. Lineage: Eukaryota; Metazoa; Chordata; Actinopteri; Sciaenidae.
UGUGUGUGCGUACGAGUGUGUGCUCACACUGAGAAGAGGAGGUGGUGGACAGAGAGGAGGGAGUGUAUGUAGGCAUGCAAGUGAGAAUCAGGGGAAGGAGUGACAGGCAAGAGGGAAAGAGAAGCAAGGUGCUUUUACUCAUCUUACCACUGAUACACUCCCCACAAACACACACACACUGGAGGAACUACACCCACAACCUCUACUACAGCAGUGAGCAUAUACACGUGUGUGAGUGUGUGUGUGUGUUUCCUGUGCUGGGAGCGAAUAGAAGGGAUCUCUGAGGAUACACGGAUGAGAAAGAGGUGUGGGGGAGCCAAGGAAGAGGAGCCCGAGUGUGUUUCGCCCCAGGGAGAGCUCUCACACACACCGCAGACAGCACACACACUCCAGCGGGGCACUCGGCACUGUUUCCCUGACAACUAGAAUGGGCUGCAAUUUGUGCACCUUGCAGAAACGGGAGGAACACUACAAACUGCUGUAUGAGAUUGCACAGGUGAAUGCACGCGACUUUUCCAAGGUCGAGCAUGAGGAGGCAGUUGUGGAGGCCAUCAGGCGAGACCCCAUCGUUGUCCAGGUUCUUCGGCGAACCCCCACCAGAGGCACAGCUGCUGUUGCACAUAACCACGGCGGCACGCCACAGGAUGUGUGUGUGGUGGACGUUUGCACGCAAACAGAUAUCACCUUCGAGCACAUCAUGGCAUUGGCGAAGCUUCGGCCUGCUACUCCACCUGUACCUGACAUCUGUCCCUUUCUUUUGUCUGACAGUUGCCAUUCCAUCCACACCAUGGAACAUGAGUUUUAUGAAUGUCCGGAGUACCUGUCCAAUACCCCAGCAGAGGUGGAGAGGACUGAAGAGUAUGAGUAUGAGGAGGUAGAGCUGUGUAGGCAGAACAGCCAGGAGAAGCUCGGUUUGACGCUGUGCUACCGGACUGACGAUGAGGAGGACACCGGCAUCUACGUCAGCCAGGUGGAACCAAACAGUAUAGCAGCCAGAGAUGGACGUAUCAAGGAAGGAGAUCGUAUUCUACAGAUUAAUGGCUGUGAAGUGCAAGACAGAGAGAAAGCUGUUGCCUUGCUGUCAAGUGAAGAAGCAAGGAGCAUCAUACUCCUGGUGACAAGACCAGAAAUGCAGCUGGAGGAGGAGGUAUGGCUUGAUGAGGAGCAACAGGAGCUUGUGGAGGAGCUUAAGAUGGAGAUCCUGGAGGAGAGGAGGAAGCAGAAGGAACAUAACUUUGACAGGAGAGAUGAGCAUCAAGCUGAAGAAGAGAUGACAACAGAUACUGCUACCUGUUCCUCAAACAAUCAAGACAAAGACAGUGGGUUUGGACGCAGUACAGACAGUCCAGAACACCAACCCUUGCUGGGCAGACUACACAGGAGGACCCCAGCCCAUUGCCUGAGGGAACGAUGGCGGGCAGAGCAUCCACACACAAGACGAGGGACUGUAGUGCCACAGGACACCCAGGGUCAGAGGAUAUUGUCCAAAGGCCAAGGCCAUGAAGGGGUAGUCAGUAUUCGCAAUGGUGGAGGCGGGGUCCUAGGUUUAGAGAAUCGGUUCCAGCAACUCUUAGAGCUCAAGUGUCAAAUCCGGAAUGGAGGUGAGUGUGGGGUGUACUCCAUUCGACACAGUAUAGAGUGUAGUCUCACUGAGCAAGGAGGAGGGGAUGGAGAUGACCUAGAUGGUAUUGGAGGGGGGAAUGGAGUGGAGCAAGAGUUGAGGAUGCUAAAUGAGGAACUGCGCAGCAUUGAGCUCGAGUGUCAAAGCAUCAUGCAAGCGCACCAGCUACGCCAGAACCAGCAGCUAGACCCCUCACAACUUGCAUCCUCCCCAGGGCAGAGCCCCAAAGACGGACACAAACGACAUGGCAGGUUGGCAGACAUCCAUGAAUACCCAGAGAGGUCAGACAGCGAUAAGAUCCGAGAAAAAGACAGCUCCAGUGCCUAUAACACGGCGGAGAGUGCACGGUCAACACCACUAGGUAUGGAGAGAUCUCCUGAUCAUUCUCUGCAGAGACACAUCCGCAUUACCAACCAGAAAAACCUCAGACUGGCUUCCUCCACACCCUCCAGUCCCAUCCCUAUCCCCAAGCCCCAGGGUACACCCAGUCGGAGCAGACCAGCAGACCCAGGCUCUGUUAUUUCCAGCAGUCCAGAUCAGAGCAACCCUUCCCGAUCUGAGUCAGACCCUGCCCUGCCUGCAGAUGAUGAGAGGUGUGAGAAGAAAGGGAGAACCAGAGAUUCGAGGAGGGGGCUUCCUUAUGGUUCUUAUCAGACAACCCCUUAUCAAGGCCCAGGAGGAUCCAGGCAACUUCAGAGCUACAUGCAGCUGCUACAACAGCACUCAUCCCUGGAGUAUUCCCAGAGCCAGCUGAGUCUGCUCAGUGUCUGUCGAGAUCCUGUGCACCGGAGCGGACGCCCUGGGGAACCUCGCCUAGAGUGGAAGGUCAAAGUUCGCGCUGAUGGCACACGCUACGUUGCCCGGAGGCCUGCUCGUGACCGCAUCCUGAGGGAGCGGGCGCUGAGGAUCCGAGAGGAGAGGAGCGGAGGCAUGACCACAGAUGACGAUGCUAUGAGUGAAAUGAAGAUGGGCCGCUACUGGAGCAAAGAGGAAAGGAAGCAGCAUUUGGCACGGGCUAGGGAGCAAAGGAAGAGGAGGGAGUUCAUGCAAAAGAGCCGUCUUGAGUGUCUCAAGGAGGGGCCCACCAGUGGAGCUGAAGGAAGGAAGGAGAUCAAUAUCUUGGAGCUGAGUCACAAAAAGAUGAUGAAGAAACGAAAUAAAAAGAUCCUGGAUAACUGGAUGACCAUUCAGGAGCUGAUGAGCCAUGGGGCUAGAGUCCCAGAGGGCUCCAAAGUGCAUAACGCCUUCCUGUCUGUCACAACUGUGUAAGGGAAUAUCGAACACUUUAAUAUCAGGUAGUCUGCUUUUCAGGAACUACUGCUUUAUGUAAAAAAAAAAAAAAAAAGUCUGUGAAAUGGAAUUUGUCACUGCUGAGGACGUCUGUAGCAACCCGAAGGCACCGUUGUAACUAUCACUUUAAGAAUGUCUGAAUACAUUAAGUCAAUCAUUACAAAACCUCAGCCACUCAGAACAUUGUUUUUACACUGGCUUUUUGGUAAUGCACUGGCUUCUAAGAGCAGAUGAUUUUGGUAGCAUAUUGGUUCAAACUGACUCACACAAAAAAGUGAAGAACCAACAUAUUAACUUCAUGUAUACGAUGUAUUAUGUCUCCAUAUUCUCCACUCUUCUGUUUCAUUGCAUAUGAAGCGACUUCACUUGCCUCGUUCAAGGUGGCAUUUUUUUAUAAUGGGGGAAAAUACAAUAUUUUUCACACUUUGUAAACUCAGUAACUUUUUGUAAGGAAUUUUUCUACACUGAAUGUCAAUGUACUGUAAACAUUUUAUUGUAAUUUCUUAUUUAUGUUUGUAUCACCAAACCAUGAAGGUCAGAAUUGACACUAUUUGAUUGUACUGUAGCCUGCAUUAUAUGCCAGACAAACACAAAGAGAAAUGAGAAACUUUGUGAAAUCUCUGAAGGACAACGACUCCACAUCUGAAACACUUUUUGAUAAUGUCAAGAGUGAUCUGAAAAAUUGAAAGCACUGGAAAUAUACUUAUAUUAACUUAAAAGCUCAUAUUAUUCAUGAGUUGUGAGGGCUUUUUUGAAACAGUUUACCUCAACACACAGUCAAAACUUUAAUCUGUCAAGUAGUUGAAUGCCCGGUUAAUUCAAACAUUGACUUAAGUAGCCCUUCAGUCAACCCUGAACCCUCACUAUAAACCAUAAAUUAUGUGUGAAUUAUGUUUAAAAUGUUAAAUAGAUUCAUAUUUAUAUUAUUUACUGUUAUUUCUAUUUAUUGUAAAUUUUUAUGGUCUGUCUGAUAAAUGUUUCACAUCAAGUGGCUACCCUUGAAAGGCCAACAUAUUUCAAGGCACUAUCAAGAAAAUGUAUCAUACUGCAGCCUUUAAACUCGAACCUGCUGCUUUUUCACUGUAAAGUUCAUAAAA